CGCGGAAGAGCGAGGGCCGUGGCUUUGUUGUGCUCCGGGGAGGCGGUCAGCCCGGGCGCCCGCCGGCUCAGGUUUUGCUGGAUGCUCAAAAACAUUGUUAGAAGACAAUGUCCCUUGACUUUGAUAGUGGAGCUCUACAAACUCAACAUGAAGAUGAAGACUAUGACCAAGAAGAUUAUGCAAGAGAGCAAGAGUUGCAACAACUAUUGACAGACCUUCCCCAUGAUAUGCUGGAGGACAGUGGAGACCAGCUCUCCAGCUAUUCGGACAGUAGCAUCCAUGAGGCUGAGGAGCAAUCACAUGAGCCUGGGAAGCUUGAUGGAAGGUGGAGCAGCCAUCCAUUGAUAAGUGAUCCUCAAAAUGGAUAUAAACAAGGACAAAAUCUGUACCCUGAACAAUUCUUGCAUGACCAGCAAAAUGAUCAUGUUGAAAAACAUGGAAAGAAUUGGAAUGGCCUUCAUAAUGAUGGAGAGAAGAAACACUUAUAUGACAUUGAAGAAGAUUACCACAUCACAAAUGGUCAAGAGGAUCCUGAUGAUGUGUAUCUUGGUAGAGAUAAGUUUAAUGCUCCGAAUUGCUACCAACAGAACGUGUAUCACCUUCCUGAAAACUUCAGGCCAUAUACAAAUGGCCAUAAACCAGAAUUUAGCAAUCAGCGAAGUAAAAUAAUAAAUUUUCCAGAUGCUCCAAAAGAACAUCUUAAGCAAUUUGUUGCACCUGAUGUUGUUGGUGGCAAGUCACCAGAAUCUUACAAAGUGACUUAUAAACCAUACCAAAAUGGCAUUCAUCAAAAAAUUCCAGUAACCCAAGAAGGAGCCAGAGGAAAUGAAGUCUUUGAAGACUUGCAACAAGAAUUCUUAGGCAAUGAUGAAAAUUUGGCAGAUUCAGAAAACAUGCAAAUUCUUCAACUUCAAGUUCUAAAUAAAGCAAGAGAGAGACAACUGGAAGAGCUUACUGAAAAGCUAGAAAAGAGUGCACAGCAAAUUAGGUAUUUGAAUCAUCAGCUUUCAGUAAUCAAAGAUGAAAAGGAUGGUUUGGCUGUUAGUCUUCGUGAGUCUCAAAAACUGUAUCAGAAUGGAAAGGAACGGGAAGUGCAGCUUGAAGGUCAAAUAAAGUCACUUGAAACUCAAAUUCAGACUCUUACUACCAAUGAGGAGCAGAUGUUGAAGCAAUCCAAAGUGGCAGAGGUAGCCAUGGAAAGCAUGCAGAAGCAGCUGUUAGAACUUCAACGAUCAGAUGCCCUUCAGCGAGCCAGAGAGCAACAUGAAUCCAUUAUUUCAGCACUCAAGCAAAAGCAUGAAAAGCAAGUAUUAUUAUUAGAGCAGAAACUUGAUGCUACAAAAUCUGCACUCCAAGAGGAGAAAGAGCUUUGCAAAAAUCUAGGAGAACAUGUUAAGCAACUUGAAAAAAUGCUGGAAGAAACCAAAUGUGAAAAAACUGAAAUAAUAAAUCGGCUGACAAGAAGCCUAGAAGAAAGCCAAAAACAAUGUGCAAAUUUACUGCAAACAGGCUCGAUGCAGGAGACAAACCAGUUGCGUUUUCAGUUGCAACAAGCUCAGUCUGCACACAUGAUAACCAACAACAUGAACAAGGCUUUACAGGAAGAAUUAAUGGAACUGAAGGAAGAAAUAGCUUUGUAUGAAUCUGCUGCCAAGCUUGGAGUAUUUUUGAAUGAUACAGGUGGAGAGCUGCAUACGAAUCUGGAUGAUUCCUAUGUAGAUUUAGGAAUUAAGAAAAUGACUGCAAAGAAACCAAGGUUCUGCAGUGCAGUACAGAAAAGAGACUUGGAUAAAGAACUCUCCAAAGAUGAAAUUACUGUAGAAUUAAAAGCUGAGCUGGAACGUUUAUUGAGCAGUAAUAAAAUGAAGAGAAACCAGAUUGCUCAAUUACAAAAUGAUCUUAAAGAUUGCCAGAAGACACUGGAGGAAUACAAGCAGUUGUUGAAAGAGGAAAAAGCAUCAAAAGAGUCAGAGCCUGUCACAAAUCUGAAUGAUACUUUGGUGGCCAGUCCUUCAGUUUCUGAUAAUCUUAAAGAAGAAGUUCUGCAACUCAGAAAGGCUAAUGAAACUUUGUUGCGAGAAGUUGAGAACCAUACUUUGACCAUCGAACAACUGAAGGAAAAUGAGGAAAAACUGACAAGUUUAAAUCAAGAUCUCUGUUGUCAGAUGAGAAAGAUGGUUCAGGAUUUUGAUCAGGAUAAACAAGAAGCUAUUGACAGGUGUGAAAGGACUUACCAGCAACAUCAUGAGGAUACAAAAGCCCAUUUUCAGAAAGACCUGAUGGAAAAGUAUGCUGCAGAAAAACAGCAGCUUGUUCAAAUGUACGAAGAAACAAUCUCAAGGUUAAAGGUUGACACAGAGGAGCUGAACAAGGAGAUGACUGCCGUGAAGGAAUGUUACAUUGGAGUCUGUAGGGAGAAAGACACCUUAGAAGCUACUUUAAGGCAGAAAUUUGAGCAAGAGCAGCAACUGAAGGAAGAGAAGCUCAAGAAACAGCUACUAAAAGAAAAAGAAGAUGCUCUUAGCCUUCUGAGGACUGAGCUUGAAGAGAAACACUGUGGUUCUCUGAUAACAGCAAAGAAGCAGUGGCUGGAAGAAAAAGAACAGCAGGUUGAAGAGGAACUUGCAUUAGCCAAAGUUCACUGGGAGAUGGAAGAAAAAGAGAAUAAAGAAAAAGUCUUUGCAAAUAUAGAAAGAGAAUGGCAAAGUAGGCUGGAAGAAGUGAGAAGAACUGUAGUUGAAUGUAGAGACUGCAGCAGCCAAACUGACCAAGUAACAGUUAUGGAUGGAGCUUCAACUGAAGAGUUAAAAGGGAUUGAAGACCAGAAGUUGCAGAUCCAGAAGGCUCUGAAAGAAAAUGCGGCCUCUGAGGCUUUAAAAGAAUUUGAAAUAGAACUGGAAAAUAAAUACCAUAAAAAUCUUGCCAGUCAGGUAGAUGCAGCUUUAACCCAAGCUCGUGCCAGGUGGCUGCAAGAAUUAACAGAUCUCAAAGAGUACAAAAUAAAUCUAAAGCUAGAACAAGAAAAAUGGGAAAAAGAACACCAAGUGUCUGCAGCAAAGCAGUUAGCCCUGGUCCUCUCAGCUGCUGAAGAGAAAUGGAAGAAAGAACAUGAGAAUACAGAGAAAUCUGGCCCAAGAAUGAAAGAACUUGAAGAAAAGGUGAUUUCUCUCAAGAAGGAGUUGGAGCUAAAGGAAGAAGAAAUCCCUGCAGCUGUCAAAGCAGAACUAGCAAAAGCCCGUGUUCAGUGGAACAAAGAAAAGCAGGAAGAAAUCUUGCAGAUACAAGAGCAAAACGAGAGAGACUACCGCUCAUUCCUAGAUGAUCAUAGAAACAGAAUUAAAGAAGUACUUGCAACAGCAAAGGAGGAUCUUGCAAAGCAGAAGAAUGAGAUCUGCAUACAGAAAGAGGCAGAAUUUAAGAUGUUACUAGACCAAAAGCAGCAAGAAUGGGAGGCUCAGGAAAAAAAGAGACUGCAGGAUGAAAUUAAUCAUUAUGAGGAGAAGACUCUGGUUGAACUUGAAUAUCUGUUGAGUGAAAUCCAUGAAGAACUAAUCAAGUGCACAGAUAGUAAGCAUUCAUGUAAGGAGAAGUGUUUUGAUGCUCAUGUUCAAUUAAGCCAUCCAUGCAAAGACAAACUGAAGACUUGCUUACAGAAGGCCUACAGAAUCACAGUUAACACAAUUCUGGAAAAGGAGGAGCAACAAUGGAAAAAGAAAUAUGAAGAGCUGCUGAGUAAUGUAAACAAAGAAGCACACUGUUGCCUGCAACAUGGUGAAGGAGAAACUGAGGCCAUGGCAGGACCUUCUGUGUGCAGUGUUGGACACCAAGCAGAAGCACAGAGGAGGCUAAGACGACAGCAACCCUUGCAGGAAACUGGAACAGGCAAAGGUCAGAAACGUACAAAAAGGAACGUUGGGUCUCGGAAAGUUUUUUGCUAUGAACACUGCUGCCAGGAGCUUGAGAAAAGAGAGACUGUGUGCCAGGACUUGAAAGACAAGCUGGAGAUAGCCCACAAACAUCUUCAGCUUGUUGUGAAGGAACAUAAAGCUAAGUCAGAGGAAACCCAAGAAAACAAGAAGGUCCUAGAAGCUCUAAUUGCAGAAAACUCUGAGAUGAAGACUAAACUGAAAGACAUGGGAACACUACCAAGGUCACUGUCAAAGGGAGACAUCUCAAAACCUUGUACAUCCUGUGACUCUGUGAAAGGGCUAGAAGAAAUGCGUGCCCAGUACGUUAAAGCUGUGAGCAAGAUUAAGUGUGAUAUGCUUUGUUAUAUCCGUGAAAGUAAGGAGCGAGCUGCUGAAAUGAUUAAAGUGGAGGUUUUAAGAGAGCGCCAAGAGACAGCACGGAAAAUGCGCAAAUACUAUUUGACGUGCCUUCAACAGCUUCUUACUGAUAAUGGGAGACAUGAAGGGGCUGAAAAGAAAAUAAUGAAUGUUGCCCAUAAACUUGCUACAAUGGCUAAAGGACUUGAAACACCUCUACGACACAUUCCCCAAAGCAAAUCUACCCGCUCAGCUCUGCUAUCAAAUUCUGAUCUAUCACCUGGGUCUGAGUACUCAAAAAGAGAUCAAAUGCCUCAGACUAGAUCAAACCAUAUGGAAAGCAAAUCCUGUGGUGAAAGCAUUACUGAAAAAGCCAAGGAUAAAUUUGUCCAGAGAUGUGUACCACAUGACUUGAGACAGCAGUUUGAUGAAACUCUACAUACGUGUCAUGAAACAGUGACUUCGAAUAUCCAGAAUGGAAACAAUUCUAAAAAUCUAGAUGGUGCUUCAAGAGGUACUCUGCCACAGUUUUAUCCAAAGGAAGACAGAAGAAAAGAAAAACAUGGUCCCAUUGUAAAUGUAGACAAAGGACUGUUGUGUGCUGCUAGUGAGGUUGUACAUCACAGUGCUCCUCCAUCUGCUUUUCAAGUAGCAUCAGAAAAUAUGCAUGCACCCAGCUUUACAAAUGGCUGUGCCAUCUCUGGGCCAACUCAUCAUAUGCUUAAGAGCAAGAAAAAAAUAAUGGUCUUGAAAGAGGAUAAAUGUGUCCUUUCAUGUGGUGAACAGAAAACUAGAUCUAAAAGAACUCGGGAAUUUGGCUGUCAAGAAACUCCAGAAAGGGAUGAAGGAAGCUGCAGUGAACGGAAUUCUGUGAAUGGAAGCCUGGAUCUGGAUCACAGUGCUAUGCCUCUCUUGUAUCUUGAACAAAAAGCCAACACUCAUGUUCAGUCACAGACUGAAUACUGUGAAGAGGUCUCUCAUGUCAGGGCAUCUUCCCCUGCAGAUGAAAAUGUUACUUCUUGGAGAGACUUUACUGAUGGCAGUGGCAAGGUUCGUGGUACAAAAAGCAGCACUAAAGUGCUAAACAAUAGAGGCUACCUGAUAACAAACCUAGAGCAUAUUUCAUUACUCAACUGUGACAAAUCAAAAUCUGCUGUCACACAACUUGGUGUAUUGCCAGAUUCAAAUGUAGGAAGAUGCUGCAACAAAUGCUUAGAAGAAAAUGAUAUAGGAUCCCCAGUCUCUUCAGCAAGAUAGUGGUUUUGAUAGCCCACUUUGUACCUUGAACCUUUACCAGUGAUUCCUCAUUUGAAGGAAAAAAGAUAGCUUGAUAUUUAAAUAAAAGUGUAAGUUUUGAGUAAAACCUGUUCUGUGCCAAUUUCAUGAUCAAAGUUAUACAAUUUGUGUUACAUGAAGAAAUUAUAGCAAGUUACUUGAAAUAUUAAUGUAGACCUUUGCUUACUUUUGUAAUAACACUUUCAUAAUUGUUUAUAAUGUAUUAUAUACAAAUAUAUUUAAUAGAAUCUAUUUUUAUAUUAA
This is a messenger RNA of Apus apus (common swift), 5804 nucleotides long. It is a transcript of the gene CEP152, whose product is annotated as centrosomal protein 152. The record is from RefSeq and is a predicted model, not a curated record. Gene Ontology annotation, cellular component: centrosome. Gene Ontology annotation, biological process: centriole replication. NCBI's taxonomy places the organism in Eukaryota, Metazoa, Chordata, Aves, Apodiformes, Apodidae. The transcript is spliced from 28 exons. Bases 108 to 5522 code for a protein of 1804 amino acids.